AUGGGAUCGUCGGGGGAGUGGCUGGAGACGGCGCUGAUGGAUCUGGCCGGGAGGAUUCAGGCGGGGCUGCAGCUCGAUCCCGACGUCGUCUCCGGUCUCGUCGCCUACUGCGAACUCGCCCCUCCGGAGGACGCCCGCGAGUACCUCACCGUAAUCACAACCCUCCCCCCUUCCCUCCGCUUACUCCUCUCUGUAUUUCUGUAUCUCUCCUAAGCGCACCUUCCUCACUGGCUGAUGACGCAUAGUCUUCUCCGCAUUCGCUGGGGUUUCCAGGAUUUCCUCCGAAUUUCCCAUCGACGGCAGCGUCCGAACACUUUGCUUGGAUUUCGGAAACUCCUCCGAUUGUUCUUCCUCCGCUGAUGAGACCGGGCAGUUUCCAUCCGUUCUUUCUCAAGAUAAUCCUUGUCCUGUAUCCCUCCAAAUCCACCAUCCGAUGGAGGAUAUCCGUCGAAAUGAGAUUUUAUGCGGGAUCAACGGAUGAUGUAACAAUUUUCUACCGUUUGGGCAGAAUUUAAAUGAUAAUCUGUCUUGAGGACUGAGAUGUGGGCGCUGUUGGGUUACAAGCUGAGGAGGAGGAGGAAGAAGAGUCCUACUGGACAUCAGACAGUAGUGCAGUUGAAUUUUUUCCUUUAGUCUCACGGAUUUCAAUGCGGCGUUCGAGUUGCUUAUAUAAUCUAUCUUAAUGAAUCUUGCCAUGAUUGGUAACUUUCUCGACAAUUCGCUGAUGAUAGCAGCUGUUUCCUGCCAGCAUUGGGCCAUUUAUAGCCGAUUAUCUGGAUAUUCCUACCGAUCACUGAAUGAAUCCUCUCUGAAUCUGUUUGAUCUGGACUGGGAUCAGUCAACCAUGCCAUCUGGGUCCAAGAAGAAAAUUUCCUUUCCUUCAAGAGUAGAGUAGGUACCCAUCUCCCACCAGAACGCAUCUUCUAAAAGUCCAAUAUGUUGACCAGGUGAGAGAACAGUCAACCCAGACUCUAUAAGAAAUGGGAAGAUGGUCUGGAAUGGCGAUUCUGACUCAGACGGCACCAGGCUCGUUAUAUUUGCUGAUUUUAAGGCAUUGCGACUUCUCGUGUGCAUCGAAUGGGAUCGGUUCAUUAUCUGCAAAAACGUUAUCGAAUAUUUUUUCCACAAUUAGGUACACGAUUGACUUCUGUGGACCAGGGUUCAUGGCAAGUCUUCAGAUUGUAAAUUGCCAAACGGAUCUUUCCGUUGACCGCCCUUUUCUGGUGGGGUUUUCCUCAAUAUCCCUUACAGUUGGUCAUCUGUUUUAAUCCGAUUCUGCAUCCUUCUUUCAUCAAUGCAUGAAGGAUGAAUCAAGAGGCCAUGAAUAAGAAUCCAGGGUCGAUCCUCUGUUUCCGCCGCCAUCGCCAUCUUCUUUGUCUCCUUCCCGUUCUCGUCGUCCUCUCCCUGUAAUCUUAGGAAAAAAUGUAUAUGUAUGUGUUUAUUGAUUUAUGCUGUGAUUUCAGUGAUCUCUUCAAUCGGUUGACUUAUUUCUCCUCGUUAUUUUCAGAAUAUCAUAGGCCCAGAAACCAGCCAGGACUUGGUCCGGGAGUACUUGCAGAGGAGAGGCUGCUACGUCGAACCCUCCACCGCCAGCUCGAGCUCGCAGCCUUCUUCCAGGCUGCAAGCGUACAUAAAACCCCCUGCGCACGAUGCGUUGACUAGUGGGCACAAGAAGCAGGUCAAAGCCCCGAGGGAGAGGCCAGCGUCCUCCGGUCAAAACCCCAAGGUUCAGGCCGAAUCCGCCCCCCAGGUAGUGGGGAAGGCCGCCGGUGGUGGGAACCCUAGAAGGAAGAAGGCCGGGAAGGUCGUCUCUCUGGCGGAGGCCUCGAGGGGAGCCAUCGUGUUCAAGCAGGGGAACCCUUGUUCCUGCCAAGCCCGCCGCCAUAGCCUGGUGGGCAACUGCUUGGCCUGCGGGAAGAUCGUCUGCGAGCAGGAGGGCGAGGGGCCCUGCAGCUUCUGCGGUGCCCUCGUGCUGCGGGAGGGGAGCUCCUACGCCGGGCUCGAGGGCGCGGGAGCGCCGGCGUCGAACGCUGAGGCGACCGCCGAGGCCUUCACCAAGAGGCUGGUGGAGUACGACAGGAACUCCGCAGCUCGCACCACCGUCAUCGACGACCAGAGCGACUACUACGAGUUCGAGGGGAAUUCAUGGCUGUCGAAAGAGGUUGGUUGGUGUUGACGGCGAGCUGUAUCUCUCUGGUUUAGGUUUUCUGUUCCGACAUUUCUGGUUCUGAGAUGGGUUCUUUCAUCGCUCUGUGCUUAGGAGAAGGAUCUUCUGGCCCAGAAGCUGAAGGAGCAGGAAGAAGAAGAGGAGCGGCGGAAAAAGAAGGUCGUCAUGACCUUCGACCUCGUCGGCCGCAAGGUUAGAUUCGAACCCUCCCCCCCUUCUCCCGUUCUCAUGCAGUCAGUCUGGUUGAAUCGCCGGAGCUCCGAUGGCCGGCCGUCUUCUUCCUCCUCCAGGUGCUGGUGAACGAAGACGCGCCGCCGGAGUUGGGGUCGGAGCACAGGAUACUGAGGCCACUGGAGAACAGGGAGUCUCAUCGGAUAACGCCCAACCCGGCGGCGAGGUUGCAGCCCAUCUUCGUGGACGCGGCGGCGGCGGCGGCUCCCCCUCGGAGAGUCCCGGAGAAUAGGGGGAAGCAGAGGCCGAGGUUGACCAAGGGCUUGUGUCUGGAGAUCAGCGGGCGGGUGCAGCACAGCUCCAGCGACUUGCAGAGGCCCGCCGUCGCCGGCGGAUCCUCCGGCAGAGCUCCCGACAGCCGCGACGAGAACGCCGCCGACAGGUCUCACGAUUAUGACUGA
Molecule: messenger RNA, 2799 nt
Organism: Spirodela intermedia
Lineage: Eukaryota; Viridiplantae; Streptophyta; Magnoliopsida; Alismatales; Araceae
Source: the annotation of a GenBank genome assembly